Messenger RNA from Debaryomyces hansenii CBS767, 1542 nucleotides. It is a transcript of the gene JEN1, whose product is annotated as Jen1p. The record is from RefSeq and is a predicted model, not a curated record. The transcript has a single exon. Bases 1 to 1542 code for a protein of 513 amino acids. Gene Ontology annotation, molecular function: secondary active monocarboxylate transmembrane transporter activity. Gene Ontology annotation, biological process: plasma membrane lactate transport. Gene Ontology annotation, cellular component: plasma membrane. Lineage: Eukaryota; Fungi; Ascomycota; Pichiomycetes; Serinales; Debaryomycetaceae.
AUGACUAAUACUAUGGAAUACAUUAAAGAGGAUGGAAAGCCGAAUUUAUCUAAGGAAUCCAUAUUAGAUUACUUGAAAACUAGGGCUACAACCUUGUUCGACAUUCCUAUGUUGAAGGACAAAACUCCGGUAUGGGAAAAACUAAACCCGGUUCCCGGUUUAAGUGAAAUGACAUUAACUAACUGGAGUUUUUACGGGUUGGGUUUUUUUGCAUGGACUGUUGAUUCUAUGGAUUUCUUUUGUGUAUCUGCUGCUGCAUCAGAAAUGGCGCUCACGUUGGGAGUUAGUAUUGAAGAUAUAACUUGGGGUGUAACAUUAGUGUUAAUGUUGAGAUCUGUUGGUGCUAUUAUUUUUGGUGUUGUAUCUGAUCAUUACGGUAGAAAAUGGCCUUUUAUUGCUUGUUGUCUUCUUUUCGUCAUUUUGGAAAUUGGGACUGGGUUCGUUAAGACAUAUGAACAAUUUUUGGGAGUGAGAGCAUUGUUUGGUAUAGCCAUGGGUGGAAUGUAUGGUAAUGCAGCUGCUACUGCUUUAGAAGACCAACCGCAAAAGGCAAGAUCAAUCUUAUCGGGAUUAUUUUUGCCUGGAUACAACUUUGGUUAUUUAUUGGCUGUUGUUUUCUUCAGAGCUUUUGAAAAUACGUACAAAGAGGGUGAAGGCUGGAGAUCAUUAUUCUGGUUUUCUUCUGGAUUACCAUUAAUCUUGAUUUGUUGGAGAUUGUGCCAUGGUGAAUCUGCCGCUUUCAUACGAUUAAAGCAAAAACGUAGAGUAGAAGCUAGGGAUGAUUUAGAACAUCGCAACCCGAUGAAGAAACUUAACAGUCAAAUUAGUCUGGUUUUCAAAACAGAAUGGCUUAUGUUUGUUUACUUAGUUGUCUUAAUGUCGGGAUACAAUUUCAUGUCCCACGGUUCCCAAGAUUUAUAUCCAACUUUAUUGGUAAAGCAACACAACGUGGGACCUGAUAGAAAGACUGUUCUCAUGGUAAUCGUUAAUUUAGGUGCUAUGGCCGGUGGGCUUUUCUUUGGCCAAAUGACAGAGUUAUUGGGAAGAAGAUUUACUAUUAUUAUUUGCUGCAUAAUGGGCGGUGCAUUUAUUUACCCAUCGUUCUUUUCCAAUGAUUUGAAUACCAUGACUGGAGGCUAUUUCUUCCUUUGUUUUGCAACUAUGGGUGCAUGGGGUGUGGCGCCUUUACACUUGAUGGAAUUGGUUAAUAAGGACAACCGUGUCUUCUUAAGUGGAAUAGUGUAUCAGUUAGGUAAUCUUGCUAGUUCUGCUUCUUCAACUAUUGAAGCACAGAUCGGAACCAGAUUCCCAUUAGAUAAGGAUGAUCCUACAUCCGAUGCCUAUGAUUAUGGUAAAGUUAUGGGUAUUUUCUGUGGUGCUGUGUAUGCCUUCAUGAUCGUUGCCAUUUUCUUCGGUCCAGAAAGAUUCCAUAGAGAAUUAAUCGCUCCGGAUGAUGAAAUAGAGGAGGUAAACGACGCAGACGAUUAUUCAAGCAACAACCUGAUUUCUCAACAAAAGUUUGAAGUGUCGCACAAAGAUUGA